ACCUAGCAUUUCUAUUUUGCAUAUGGCGGCCGUUUUGACAGUGACAGCUCGUUGGUCCUGCAUUUUUUUUCUCACCAACUAACUUGUUUUUGCAGCUAUGAACGAUAAAGUGGUUGGAAUAAAUUGUGUAGUCAAAAAGCCGUUAGAAAUAAGAAUAAGUGAUCAGAAAGACAAUGUCAGCAGUGGAGUUGUUGUCAUCGAUAUCACACUUCAAAGUGUCCAAUAUUUUGACCUUGGAAGUAUCGCAUUCAGAAACAACUACACAGCUUUCCUUCUUGUCAAAGUCAAGUGCAAACCACCAAAUGAGAAAGAUGAAGCGCAAUGGAGGGAUUGCGUGAAGCAGCUUCGUCUCAUGCCGGAUCCACACACUGAGACGGACAGUCAAGCUUACUUCACCAUCACAAGAUCACAGAUGCUGUUUGAACCAACCGAAGUGACCGCAGUGCGUCUUGUACUGCUGCAACCCUCCCCAGUCUGGGCUCACUUUGGCAUCGAGGAAGUGACCGUCCUCCCACCAGAGACUAAGUCCGAGAGGUCGACCUCGGUCACAGCCUGGCUACUUGAGAACCAGCACCUGACUGACUCCAGCCCAAAACAAGCGUCAAAGAAACAAGCAGAGGAUUCUCCACCUGUGGACAAGAUCACAGCUGGCUUACAGCACCUAUGGGCCCUGACAGAGACCAUGCGUAGUAACCAAACGCAAACAUCACUCGGCAGAUAUGACGUUGAUGGGAGUUAUGAGAUCAAUCUGCUGUCUUACACGUGACAAUGCUAAAGGACAUGCAGGUGCACACAUGGAACUAGAGAUCUAAUGGCCAAGCAGAAUCGUUCAAAUGUGUACGUGGCCAUUGGCACACUAUCGGACCACGCCUCUUUCAAGACGUUUGUCGUGAUGAGAUCAUCGCAUUGAGUUGUCAAACACAGCUGUUUGGCUAAGCUUUGGUCCAAGUUAAUUCCAAGUAUUUUUGCGGUGGAAUUCUGAGAAAGAAAUUUACAUUUACAAACUUGUUUGGGGAAAACCUAAAACCAGUAUUUGUAACAAAACGUAUUCUAAAACCAUAAAUUCAUACCUUGCUACUGUACAUCAAAUUUGCAUUAAUAUUUACAUGAAAGUCACUUAUUGGCUGCAUUCAAUUAUAACCACUCUUCGGUUUAACAAUAAAUUACCACAAAGAUUAAAAUGAUCAUUUCUAUCACAAAGCAUUGAAAAAACCUUCAACAGAUGCAUAAAAAGAAAUCACUUACAACUCAUGUUUGCAAAGUGUUCUUUGCAAGCGUCUCUAAAGUCUAAAAAUGGUGAAAAUUCAAAAUUAAAAUUUUGAUAUGCCACCAAAACUUUCCAAGCAUGUGUUUACAUCAUCUUCAAUGCCCCAAUUAAUCAUGCUAACCCAUUUUAAGACUCAAGACUUUCUCCAUCUACUUUUGUACAAAUUGACACCGGCUCUCUUAGAAAUCUUUGACAUCAAUGCUGAAAUACGCUUCUAAAAUACAAAUAUAAACCCCUUUUCAAGGUAUCUGAGUAAAAUAGAGAACUUUCUGUGGAAAACUUUAAAUAUUUACAUAUUUACACGUGCACGAAUACAAAUUCCCCUCUCCCCCCCAAAAAAAAAUAAGGUACAUGUAAAUUUCUUAUUUUUAUUUGAGAUGGCAACUUUGACAUUAUUAAACUCAAUAAGUGGAACUCAUUUCUAGUUUGACAAAGGAUGACAUCAAAUUUGCUUAGCAUUUGUAAACUGAAAAAAAAAGUGUUUUUUUUUAAUAUGGUAAAUUAUUCGAUUACAGCCGGCAAUAAGACACUUUUUGAGAAGAAGAUUUA
Molecule: messenger RNA, 1816 nt
Organism: Patiria miniata (bat star)
Lineage: Eukaryota; Metazoa; Echinodermata; Asteroidea; Valvatida; Asterinidae
Gene: nicn1
Product: nicolin-1-like
Exons: 8
Coding region: 98-766 (222 amino acids)
Cellular component (GO): nucleoplasm
Source: RefSeq, a predicted model, not a curated record